Molecule: messenger RNA, 9207 nt
Organism: Bursaphelenchus okinawaensis
Lineage: Eukaryota; Metazoa; Nematoda; Chromadorea; Rhabditida; Aphelenchoididae
Source: the annotation of a GenBank genome assembly
AUGGAGAGAUGCGAAAACUGUUGGUCACUAAUCAAUAUCAGUCAGAAUGUACCAUUGGUAGGAGUUUUUGUCUAGUUUAUCUUUUGGUCUAUUUUGUCAAGUUUCAGUGAGGUGGCGGGGUUUUUUGGGCUUUAUAAAGAGACAGAAGUAGGAGAGGAUAAGGUAGGAUUGUUAAAGAUGCGGAGAGAAAAGUUUUGUUUACAUAUUACAUGUUAUAUAAAAAACGUUACAGGAUGUAGCAAUACCAAUAUACGGGUUUGUGCUACCAUCGGUGGUAUCAAUUACUGUUGUGACCAACACUUUUAUAAUUACCGUACUACUGCAAAAGCAUCUUCGAACUCCUACUAAUCUUGUUUUGUUAUCUAUGGCGGCUACAGACUUAUUGACCGGUAUGCAGGAGUGCUCUGUAACAACAAUAAUUUAAUAAGCUAAAUUUUGAAUAUUAAAAAUUUUUUAGUAUUUUUUAUUUGCUUACUGUAGCUUUAGCAAAGCAUAAAAUUUAGUGUUUUUAGGCAUAUCCUCAAUACCAUGGAUGGUAUUUUACUAUACUAUGGAAGGGUACAAAACUGAUGAAACUGAUGGACUUCCUACAAUAUGGUGUACAGUAUAUCCAUAUCUUUCACAGCUACUGCCAGCUUUUUGGCAUACAAUGGGUAAGACGUUACUUUAGGUUUUAUGGCUUACAUUUAGCUUAUCUUCAUAAUGUUAGAGUUAGUCAUCUUCAAUGAUUAAAAUUUUUAUUUUUAGUGGUAUAGCUUACUUUAUUUUUAGGGGUAUGGCUUACUGUGUUCCUCGCAAUUCAACGCUACGUCUACGUGGUAGUACCAACUGCGAUUCCGCACCUUUGUACGCCAAGUCGGACAAAGUCGAUUAUUUUAGGAAUUUUUGUAGUAAGUGAGCCUAUAUUUCGUAUUUUUGUCUAGUUUUCUAUUAUUCUAGAGUUACCAGCAUUGACUGGCAAGUACACAACAUCGUUGCCCUUUAAUGGACGUCAAUAUUGUGUGAUUAAGUAUACGUUUAUUACUAUGGAUCUGCUUGGGGUGAAGAUGUUUUAUUCACUGUUAUACUGGAUUAAGGCGUUAUUUGUACAUCUUUUACCCUGCUUUUUGUUAACGGUAAGUUAAUAUUGUAAAGACUUUUGUUAUUAGUGGCUAAUGUCAUAGGCAAUGUUGAGCUUAGUAACGAUGUUAAAGACUUUGGCUUUAAAAAAAACUUAAAAAAAGUGGUUUUGUAUAAUAAAAACGUCUUUUACCCACUACACUACGAACGUACACGUUCCUUCAAUUAUCUUACGCAUCCAAAAAUGUCAUUUUUUGCAUUAAAAAAAUUUUUUUGCAUUGAAAACCAUUUUUUGCAACAAAACAUUAAUUUUUUCCUGAAAUAAACUCAAUUCGAACUCGAAUCCAGAAGCCGUAAAUUCGAAUGACACUCUCGUAUAUAUAUUACAUAUAAGUCUUCCUUAACUGACACUGUUGGAUUAAUUUAGAUAUUUACGUACAAGUUAGCCAACACCCUGAAAAAGACAGAACUACGCAAGCGGAGCUGGUUCCUAAGUGCCGAAGAGCCGGAGGCGUCGGACGAAUUGCCAAAUAAUACGAAUUCGAGGCGGUCGUUGUAUGCGACCAAUCGUAUGCUAUUCGUGAUCUGCGUGGUGUUUUUGACUGUUGAGGUAGGGAAGGAAGCCUUUUAUUAUAAUUUGGCAUCAAUUUUUAUAUGACUGUGUAACGUAUGACGAGAUACGACAUGGGGAGUAGGGUGGGAUACUGUAAUUUAGGGUAAAGCAGGGUCAGAUAGGUGGGCAGAAUAAGUUAGGAUAGGCUAUGUUGGGGUAAAACUAAGGUAAAAUACGGUUAGCAUAACAUUUUCAAAUCUCUUUUUUAUUAUGCCAAAACUUAAGUUAGGUAAACACAAAAAGUGGCCCCAUAAAUAAAAAUUGAACCCACGUGUUUACAUUACGGAUGAGAAAAAUAAGGAAACAUAUACUUAAAAAAAGUGAAUUUCCGUUACUUUGCCGAUAUUAACAUUGUUUGUUUACUAGUACUUUGACCAGUUAUUAUUUUUUAGUUACUAAAUUCGGGUACGGUACUUAUACUGUACGUUGUGCUUUAAAAUAAUUUUUUUGUCAUUUCACUGUUAAUUAAUUUUUUUGCUAUUAAUUUCUAUUUUUAAAGUCAUUCAAAGUUGCCAAGUCAACUUUUGAACCUAAAAAAACACUUUCUUUAAACUUUAAACCCAUUACAGUAACCCAUACAGCCUAUAAAAACUCCUAUUUAUACUGUUUUAAUUUCCGCCGAUGUUUGUCGAUAAACGUAGUAAACAUUGGAAAUUAAGCGACACAAAAGUGCAGUUCGAAAUGAAUUUAAUUCUUUGGCUUUUCAGAUUCCGGCCGCAUUCAUUUUUAUUUCCCAUUAUUUUAUUGCCACUCAUUUACUUCAUUCGCCAUGGGCGUAUCGACUUCUUAAUGUGGCGCUUAUAAUCAGGUAAUGCUUGUUUUAUGUUAAUGGCUCUGUUUUUUGGCUUGGGGUAGUGAAUUUGGAUUGGAACGAGUUUUUUGAAAUUGACAAUUGGGUUUGGGAAGGGGUAGAUUUUGUGGUUUUACCUUUAGUUAAUUUAAAAAUUAAAAAUGUUUUGAACUUUUCAUGCAUUGUGUAUUAGCAAAAACUUUAUUUUGGAACUUUGAUGAACAAAAUAAUCAAAAAUGGCAGGGGCUUUGAACGAUAAAUCAAUAAGUAAAAGAAGCCGAGGGAUACCGACUCAGUAUCAGUGAUAACUCUCUAGGUUUGAUCUAAACCAUGGUGGUGUGAACCCUGGGUUUUUACUGUUAUGAGGUAUGCUAAAAGUGUGUUUGUGGUUGGUAAUGAAGCGAUUCAGUGGAGGGUUAAAUUAAAUGUUGUAAGUAGAAGGUCAUCUUAUAAGAACUUAAAAUUGGGGUAAAUACAGUAGUUUGUGUCAAUAGUAUUCUGACAUUAAGUGCAUGCUUUAAUGUACUUUUGAAGCCACAGUAAAUUUAUGAGAUAGAAGUCACAGUAGAGUUAAGAAUGGACUAUAAAAGUCACAGGAUACAGUAGAUUUAUGUUGUAGGUACAUCUAGUAGUAAUUUCAUGGUAAAGCAUGGUAAAUAGUAGACUUACGUUGAUUUUAGGCUUAAAUUAUUCGUAAUUGUAAGAAAGCCAAGUUUAAGUUAAUGGUACAUUCAAAAAAAAGCCUUACUUAAGACAGAGAUACUUAUCAGUUAAGGUAGGUUUAUGUCAUCUCUACAUAAGUCCUUCACUAACUUUAUAAUACUUGCCUUACUGUCUUACUGUGUUUUAAAUGUAGCUGCACAGUAACACUUGCUAUCGCCUUAUCAUGUCAUAGUUUUUAGUCUAGGUCUUAGGUCGUUUAGUGUUAGAUUCUUCCAAAUUUUCUUGUAACUAAUUACCAUAAAAGUAAACCUACUGUAAAGUUUUAUGACGUCGAUCAAAAACUGAGUCUACUGUGAGUUUUUUACAACCCUACUCCUAAAAUCAAAACAUGGCUUGCACUUUGCCUAAUAACACAAAAACAACCAAAGUAGCCGGUCGCUGUAAUUCCGGGAAUUAAUGGGCGUUCAACCUCGACGAAACUCGGAACGCAUAUCCACACGAAGACAUUCCGGAAUAAAGUAAGGACGAAAAAAAGACAAAAUAUAGGGGCGGUAGACAUUACAUUUCAACAAGAAGAUACGAGUCAUGUUUUUGUGGGGUUCUGAAAACUCUCCUGGGCCCCACGCUUACAGGGGGCUUGUCAAUCAGUAACGCCGCCAGCCUUGAUGAGGAAGUUUUUUCGUGUUGUAAAUUAUUAAUUAAAUUGAGUUAGAUGACAAUGAAGUGGCUGAGAGUUUUGUCCAAAAAUUCGCGUUAAUUUGGCAUUCCUCGGACAAACUUUGUUGAGGGUGGAUAGAUGGGUUUUUAUUGGAAAGGGGGUGGGUUCGGAAGUUUGUUGGGAUGUUGUUGUUGUAUAUAGACGUAGAUCAGUGUGUUGUGAGGGGAAAAAGUACUUUUAUAUACAUCAUAUUUGUUUACUUAUAUAUUAUGGGCUUGCGAUCGGCUUAAGCGUAGCAGAGUUGGAGCUAGUGGGCUAAUUUUUUAAAGCUUUAAGUUUAUUAGGCUUAGAUUUAGGUUUAGGCUUAGUAGGCUUAGGGUUAGCAGGCUUAGGUUUAGUAGAGUCAUGUUCAGCCAAUUUAAACAAAAUAGAUUUAGGCUAAGUUAGCUUAGACAUAUUAAGCGUAGGCUUUCAAAAUAUAGGCUGAGGUUCAGUGCUUGGUAGAUUUAACCUCAGUAUAACGUAAGGUUUUAAUAAAUUUAGGCUUAUUAUGAUUACUUAUGCGUAACAAACCAAAACAAAUACAACACAUGCAAAUUUCGGACCUUGAAACACAAUUUUUUUCUUCACCCAAUAUGAAUUUGUAGCCGACGGGUUUAUUUACGGUGACACCACUUGAGAAUUAGUGUACACAAUGUGCUGAAAAAUGUGUUUUUGAGUAUUUCCUAGCAUGCCUUUUGUGUAGCCACCUUCAGAAUGUUUACAUAAUUACUCCAGCAUUUGUGGGAUUCUGUUGAUUAUGCUUAAAGAUUUUUGUUGUAACAUUUAAAGCAUUACCUGUUACGGAUUCUGUUUUUGUUUAUGUUGAUGAAUAUAAUUUUUUAAGUAUUAUAUUUAUAUCACAUGUAAUAGUAGGGUGGGAUAGAGUAGGGUAGGGUAGGGUAGGGUAGGGUAGGGUAGGGUAGGGUAGGGUAGGGUAGGGUAGUUUAGGGUAGUUUAAGGUAAAGUUGGAUAGGAUAGGAUAGCGUAAAAUGUAUUAGAGUAGGGUAGGAUAACGUAGGAGAGAUGUUUCAAAACUCCUGUUGUUAUUGAAAACAUACCAUUAUCGCAUCCAGAAGUCGUACAAUUUGAUUUCUGUCUGAACGUAGCUUAUAAUAUAUCAUAAGCAAUAAGACAUGUGGUAUUUAAAACAGAUUAACACUUUAAUCCUACUACAUAAUUUUAUUAUACUUUUGUUAUUGUUCAAGACGAAAGUAGUUUUGACAUGUAUAUUACUAUGUCUGAAGCUAGUAAAAAUCGGUUUUGAAGGCAGGGCAAUAUAGGGUAUUAUAAUGCAAUACAGGGUGUGGUAUGCGAGAGUAUUGUAGAGUAAAGUAAGUCAGAGCAGGGUAGAAUUUAUACUCAAAUUGUCAGGCAGGUAAUAGGAAAUACCUCGGUGAAAUUUGAAAUGAGAUCCCAACACUCGCAGUCAUUUGUUGAGUCGUUUUACAUCGAGGAAAAUAUUACAAAAAUAACAAUAUUACAUAAGAAAAUGUUGCGCAAUACCAUUUCUUUUAAUUUCUCUAAGGCUAUAUAGUUGUAUCAUUGCUAUAAUAUUAGGUAAUGCUCCGUAAGAGCAGAGUAUAUUAUUAUCUGGCGCUUAAAAAGUAUUCUAUUGUUAUAUUGAUCUCAGUAUAGGUUUUCAAAAUAAAGAUAGAUUAAACUAUAGGUUACUGUAGUUCUAUUGAAUAUACAUUUAAUCAAGAUAUUGUCUAUAAACCAUUGUUAUAAUCAAAAUAUUAUUCUCUUGGGUAGACAGAAACGUAUUUUUGGAAGAUUAUUGUUAUCGUACUGGGAUUGACAUAUUUAGACAGAAGUGGAAGGCUGGGGAAAGGGAGGAGGGGUAUUUUGAAGGUGGGAGGGAUUUUUUUUGUGAAUUUUAAUAAGAGGUGUAAAAGUUUAAAAUUUUUUAUUUUGCAAUAGAAUUUUUUUUUUCGUAACUAAAAUUUUUUUAUUAUACAUAAGAUACCAACAACAAUGUAGCAAAUAAUAAUAGUCAUCUGCAAAUGACAAACCCCGUCACAUUUACGGUAGAAAAACAACAACAACACUGUAACGGACAGGUCUCGUUUCAGGAAUCUGCUCAUUGUGCUCACGUCGCCGAUUCAGUUUUCGAUUUACUGUUCCAUGUCUGAGCAAUUCCGCUUAACGGCCAGACAGUUGUUUUCGUCCAAGCUUCUAUUUGUACCACAGGCACAGGCGACCUUUCACGGCGGCAAACGCUACUCGUUGAUCUUGGUGGACGUGAAGUUGAUCGAGAAGAAGAGGUUGUCGUUGACUAGGAGGAGCAAGAAGGGUGCAAGGUUGGUUUUUAAAACUUUUUGAUUUUUUUUUAGGGCUAGUUUUAGGCUAAGGCUAGACCUAGGGACCGUUCUAAGACAGUCUAAAGCUUAGGGCAACGCUAGCGCUAGUUCUAGGACAAGCUAAAAUUGGGACUGAACUAUGACUACGGCUAAGGUUAGGGCUAAAGCUAAGGAAGAGCUAAAACACGGCAGGACGAAUCAAUGUUAAUGCCAUUUUUUGCAAGAAAUUUCAAAAAUUUGGUGUAAGAAGGAGCGCGCAAUUAGAGACAGUACAUGUUUUUAACAUUUCAGGGUCUUCUGUAUAUUAUAAUAGAGGAAGUCUUGUAAGGAAUUAAAAUAUAAUAUUGUAGCUUUACAUCAUUUCUCUGGGUUAAAAUUAUUUUUUUAAAUUUUUUAGUUAGGUAGGCUAAGAUAAGGAUCAGGUAAAUCAGAAGGCGCACGGUAGGCUUUGGUAAAGCGUGAACGAGUGGGUUUUUCAACAAAUUAGUUAAAAAUUUACUUUUAUAUCUAACUGUUUUUAAAAUUUUCACAAACUUCUCAAAAAAUGCCAAAUACUUAACUCCCCUCCCCCUUCCCCCUCCCCUUCAUUUAACACAUAAAACGUGAUGAGUGUAUAGGCACAUUAUAUAGUUGAAUCGUACUUUUACGGCCGUGGUAGAAACUCUCAGGGGUUGGGAAGCGCCGAAUCCCCAAAGACAAUGAGAAACGUUCCGUCCGCGGCUUCAAUUUACCGCUCGAACGGAGCCAACAAUAGUAUUAUGUCAGUUUAUAGCGACAUCAAAAUUAGGGUGAUAUGUUGCUUUUUUUUGGACUCUACCCUACCUUACCCUAAUUUACCAUACCUUGUUUUUUCUCUACCCUACCCUACCCUACCCUACCCUACCCUACCCUACCCUACCCUACCCUACCCUACCUUACCCUACCGUAAUCUAACUUUUCUUACACCUACCCUAUUCUGAGUUACUCGCUUUUAAAUUGCCUUUUCCUAUUUUACCUUACCCUACUUUACCUCCUUCUUGAUUUACUGCUUUGUUUUUACUGUAUCAAGAGAUCAAAAACAUUAAAUGUAACCUCAAUAACAUAACAUACCACAGCCAUGACUGUGUACGUAAACUCAGUAGAACAUUUACUUUUUUUAAUAUAAGCGGUUUUUUUAUUUACAAUGGGAUCCUUAAGCAUUUUUUGAUGACUUUUUUGGCUGUUUGCAAAAACACGUUACUUUUUGUUUUUUUACAUCGAAAUGCAAAUGGACGUAUCUUUUGCUGUGUAUGAAAAAAUGACGGGUUGGCAACAUAACUUCUGGGAUUUGUAGAAAAAUUAAAAUGUCUGGAGAAUGCCAUUUUGUGUUAGAGCAGUUGAUAAAAAAAAGUGAAUUUGGUUGGGUAUUUUUUGACAUAGAAUAGUUGAGAGGGGGCUUAUUUGUAAUUAUGAUGACAUUAAACGUUUUUUACUACGAUGAUGACAGUAGGAUCACUUUGCUCUACUCUUUAAUAUGAAUAGGUUGGGGUAUGGUAGAGUAGGGUAGGGUUGAAUGAUGCAUUGUAAAGUAGCGUAGGAUAGGGUAGUUUCGAAGGAAAUAUUACAAUUUAUUCUUGCAUUGCAGUUAGUAUACAUAAAAUAAAAAAAGGGCAGCUUUUAGUGUAGUAUAAAAUUUAAAAAACGAAAGUAUGGGCAGCUGAUUAAAUAAUGAUUAUCACAAUAGUCAAACGGUAUCAUUAUUUUUUAUUUUUUUAAAUAAAUAAAUAUAAACUGUACUUCUAAAGCUUUUUAGUUGGCAGAAAAUGUAAUUUUAUCAUACUUUGAUUUAAUAGGUUGAAACAAAAGUAUCGGGACACUUUUUUCCCUUACUUCAAUUUUAAACUAAAAGAAAAACUUUGCAAAAAACUAAAACUUUAAACGAUAAAAGUCACGUUUUCUGCACGUUUCAUAACAUCAUCAAAAAAAUCGUACAAUAUUGUUAUGCCAGACGGAACAUGAUGUUUUAUUUAGAUCUUCUAGCACUUAAGAAAAUUUUUCAAAUUUAAAAACUGACUCCCCCCAUUAUUUUAUAAUAUUAACCACUUCCGUGUGAUUUAUAGUGCUUCUUUGUGCACAUGACAUUAUCUUGGCGGCACAUGUUGUGUCAUCACAUUAUUAAUGGGGUGGAAUUGGAAAUGGUUUUUAAAAUUUCGUUUAAUUCGAUUUGUAGGACAAACGUUUUAACACGACCUUUGGGGUCGUGUUCUGUUUGGGUUACUUGUUUUUUGUGGGAGGGUGGGGGGGAUGGCAUUUGGAAAUUAUUGGGUUUUGAGGGUGGUUAGUUAAGGGGGUAUUGAAUGGAAAGUCAAAUUUUUAAAGUAAUGUGUAAUAGAAAAGGUAUAACGGAUAAAUGAUGUUAUAGUAGCAAAAUGUGUCUGCAAACACAAUUUUUUUUGUUUUUGAGUACUAUUAGGUGCCAACAUAAAGAACCCGCCAUACUUUUCGCGUAAUUUUCUGUAAAAAAUGGUGGUUUUUUAUGUUGGCACUUAAUAUUUAGUACUACACAGUACCUAAAAAAAAUUUUUUUAUUAUAGUAUUAAUUAGUACUAUAUUAUAUCAAAUUCAAAAAUAUUUUAAAUAUUAGUACUUUUUGGUUUUAAAAUCAAACUUUUUUUAGUUUUUUUUGGCUUAAUUUCUUGUUCUUUGUCAAAAACUGUCACUAAAAUCAUCAUUUUCGGCCGAAAUUUGAAAUUGUCUAGAAAAUUACGUAGUCAUCAACAAUACGUAAAUUCUGCCUACUCAGCAACCCCACUCAUUUCUUACUUACACCUCCCCAAAAACUGUCACCCAAUGUUUUUUCUUUGUUUUGCCAUUCUUUGUUGAUUCUAAAUUAAGAUACUCAUCUCUAGAAGAACAAUAUACAUCCCACUAAACAUUUUUUGAGUAGUUGCUUCAAUUUUUUUUGUUGCCUAAUUUGCAUGCUCAUUUUAGAAACGUGGAGCACAGUGAAACAGCGACAAAAGCCGCGGAACGUCAUCAUCGUUCUUUUCGCUCCCGGAAGACUUCAUUCAUAUCUUUGACAUCUGGCCGCCGCCGUCACAGUUCCAGUCCUGGGGCGCGUUGA